AUGCGGAUCUCAAUCCGGGAGCAGCUCGGUCUUCUCGUCCUCUUCUGUUCCCUUGCGUCCUUGAUGGUGCUUGCGCUGGCAGUGUGGUUUCAAAAUUACAAUUUCAUCAUCAGCAUAAGGUUAUUGUCCGCACUGUCUUUGACAGCCUCGUUGAAGGCAGCGCAGUUGUCCAGUACACUACUCUUGUAUAUCUCGCAGGUCGAAUCGGUUUCUACACGGGUUUUGAUUCAAAGUGCUUUGUCCAGGUACAAUUCAGGCAACACGAGCAAUGAGAAUUGGGCCCGGUCACAAGGCGACCUUGAAGGGGCACUGGAUAGUGGCGCUUUGCUAGUGCAAGCAGCGGUGUUUCCCAACGCCUUCAAUGGGAACCAGACCGCGGUGAAUGGAUUGCUGAAUGUCACAGCGGCCGACUUGGUAGUGAAGUUGCCAUACUCCUAUCCCAAUGGCUCAGCUGUCUACCUUGGAGACCCUGGUUUGGGAUACCCGCCCUCCCUCUAUCCCAAUCUCACCUACGGAGAUCCAGCCCCCGGGACCAGCUACCAGUCCGUCUCUUACGACGGCCGCACCAUCGAGCCCGGCAAGCCGCUCUUCCUGGGACCUCUUAUCGUGAACGAGUCCUAUUCUCUCUUGUCGGUCACGGUCCCGAUGAUCAACAAUACCUCCCGCUCUGAUAUCCUCGGAUGGUUGACAAUGCUGGUCAAUAUAGAAAUGAUAUACACCGUGCAGAACUCCCCGGAGGGAUUAGGGAAGACGGGGGAAAUUCUUAUCAUUGGCCCUGCCACCGCCGACAAUGUCUUCGCUACGGAAAUCCGGGGCGCCCAACCAAGUGAGGCCGCAUCGCAGAAUGUUCGAUUUGUUCUGCCACCGCACAGCAAUGCCACGCUUCAGAACCGCCACAAAGCUCGGAGUACGAUUGCAAAUUCCUCCAUACCAUUCAGAAUGUCGUCGUACCCUGCCGUGCUGGCAGCUUGGACGAAAGACAAUCAUGCGAUCAACAACGCUGGCGCGUUCAUCUCCACACAUGAUGAAGAUGGUGCCAAGGUCUCUGCCGGAUAUGCUGUUGCAUCUACUCGCUUCGUGGAUUGGGCUUUAGUCAUGGAACAGUCGCACCACGAGGUCAUUGCACCCAUCUACCACCUGCGCAAUGUUGUCCUCAUCUGCGUCUUUUCUGUGGCGGGGCUACUUCUUGUCGUAAUGUUCCCCAUCGCACAUUACUCCGUUACACCUAUUCGACAAUUGCGUGCUGCAACAGCAAAGACCGUGGAACCUUAUCAACCCGACGAUUCGAGUGAAUACUCUAGUUCCAUGGGCAAUCGGGCCUUGACAGGGUAUGAAAGCAGUCCGAUCUCAACAGAGCAUGAAGAAGCUCGAAAAGAAGGGUUCUUUGGGAUAUUGCCGAAGUUCACAAGGACCAGACAACUCAACCACGCCAACAUCUCGAGAGGUAUGCGCAGAAGGACUUUCCGAAUCCCUCGCAAAGUGCCGGAACGUCAGCACUGCAUCACCGACGAGCUAACCGAGCUGACUCGAACUUUCAAUGAGAUGUCGGAUGAGUUGGCCAUGCAAUAUGAGCGGCUCGAGGAGCGGGUCAAGGAGCGAACAGCAGAACUCGAGAAGAGUAAAAAGGCCGCGGAAGCAGCAAACCAAAGCAAGACACUUUUCAUCGCGAAUAUAUCGCACGAGCUUAAGACUCCACUAAACGGCAUCCUUGGGUUGACGACGGUCUGCAUGAACGAGGAUGAUUUGGGCAGGAUUCGCUCUACGCUCAGUACAAUUUACAAAUCAGGGGACUUGCUUCUUCAUCUUCUUACUGAUCUACUCACUUUCAGCAAGAACGAGGUCGGUCAACAGUUGUCCAUCGACGAAGCCGAAUUCAGGUUGAGUGAUUUGAGCACACAACUGCUACCUACCUUUGAGAAACAGGCAAGAGAGGCUCAAGUUGAUCUGAAGGUCCAAUUCCUCGGAACCAGCGAUGCCUUUGGCGACAGCUCGGACAACGCUGGGGAGAAAUUGUACGGCCCGGUGGGUACUGGACGGGUCAGAGAUAUGUGUUUGUGGGGAGAUAAAAACCGUAUCUUGCAGGUCUUAAUGAAUUUCGUCAGCAACAGUCUCAAAUUCACGCCCGCCCACGGCUCAGUGACAGUUCGAGUUCGCUGCACUGGCUUGAUGGAGUACUACCAGAGCAGGGCAGGAAGUACUCGAAAAUCGUCAUUCAACUCCCGAAAAUCAAAGUCGUCAAGUCACAAAAAAGUCCGCAUGUCGGACGGUUCUCUCGUCCUGCCGGACAGUGCGGAUCACGAGAAGGCUCGAUCAAACUCGCCGCAUGAAGAGUCGAAGCUUAGCAUCAACGUUGCCGGGGGCACUGCACACAUUCAUAAAGUCGCCGAACGACAGAGGUCAAUGUCGCCACCUCCGAUCAACACGAAAGACUUGAUGUUUGAGUUCGAAGUCGAGGACACCGGGCCCGGCAUCCCGCCGGAACAGCAACAGAUGAUAUUCGAACCCUUUGUGCAAGGUGAUCUUGGAUUGAGUAAGAAGUAUGGCGGUACUGGGUUGGGUUUGAGUAUCUGCGCACAGCUAGCUGCUCUGAUGGGCGGCGACAUCUCCCUGGACAGUCAAGUGGGCGUUGGUAGUAAGUUUACCAUGCGUAUCCCUCUCCGUUAUGUGUCCGAACGAAGCCCGUCAACGGCAUCCUCGACACACAGAUCACACUCCAAGGCAAGCAGCAUUGUGGGUCAAACACUGCACGAUACCGUUGAUACAACCCCAUUGAACCAUGCCGGCUCCACGGCAUCGCUGGGAUCUACGCGAGACGACGCACCCGAAGAGACGAAAUUGGCAGACGUGCCAAGGAUCGUUGGCUUCACCCAGCCGUACGUUGCUAAGGAGACCAAGAAGGCCGACACAUCUGAGGCAAAGCUGGACGAGAUGAAGAAAGUGGAAACCGAAGCGGCACAGAAAGGCAGAAAGGUCCGCGUCCUUGUAGCGGAAGAUAACAAAGUCAAUCAGGAAGUAGUUCUCCGCAUGCUACGACUGGAAGACGUCUAUGACACAGAUGUGACGAUUGCAAAGGACGGCCAAGAGGCAUUCGAAAAAGUCCGAGAGUCGAUGGUGAGCGGUGAACGAUUCGACCUGGUAUUCAUGGAUGUUCAAAUGCCGAACCUUGACGGCAUUCAGUCAACCAGACUGAUUCGAGAGAUGGGUUUCUCCGCGCCCAUCGUGGCCCUUACCGCUUUCGCCGAAAAGUCCAACGAGGACGAGUGCAUGGCGUCGGGUAUGGAUUAUUUCCUGGCAAAACCGAUCAGAAGACCUGCUCUCAAGCAAGUCUUGAAGAAGUAUUGUGCCACAAUCCCCGAGGAGGAGAAUGAAGGCAGCACAACUGCCCCGACUCGAGCAAAAGACGGCUCCACAUCCCGACGGGCAAACGGUCAUCGACCUGCUUCGGUUUUGGGAGGUAAACCUUCCAACAGGGAGGUGCCUGGUUCAGAUGAUGUCUCGCCUUUCUCGUAA
Molecule: messenger RNA, 3510 nt
Organism: Capronia coronata CBS 617.96
Lineage: Eukaryota; Fungi; Ascomycota; Eurotiomycetes; Chaetothyriales; Herpotrichiellaceae
Exons: 6
Coding region: 1-3510 (1169 amino acids)
Biological process (GO): protein autophosphorylation; phosphorelay signal transduction system
Cellular component (GO): membrane
Molecular function (GO): phosphorelay sensor kinase activity; histidine phosphotransfer kinase activity
Source: RefSeq, a predicted model, not a curated record